CUAUGAUGAAGUUAAACAAAAAUGAAAAUAGUGGACAGUCUUGCCGGACACCACUUGAGGUUGCAAUAUCAGAUGAGAGUUCGCCAUAAGCUCUGACUCAACUGGUAGUGUUCGAGUAAAGAACUUUCUAAGGACUUAUGUACUUCUGAGGUACGCCUUUCAAUGACAGACAUUGUCGGACGCCGAUGAGCAUGCUUGUGUUCUAAUACCUGACUAAUGGUGAAUAUGUGGUCGAUAGACAAACAUCUUCGUCCAUCGUGAAACAUUUUUUGGGACAAUUUCUAGGUUUGAUGUCAAGUCAGCCUUUGUUAUGUUAUACAAAUGUUUCAGGGCUUAUACUAAGAUUGACUGUAGCCUUGGACACGCGAAAACUAAAACUUUUUAUGUGUUCAGAAACAAUAUGUUCUUAUUCUGUACCUACCUUAGUAGUACUGAUUUAUGCAGUACAGUUUCCACAUCGUGCUCUUUAUUAUUAUCUUUGUCUUCGUUAACCUUCUAAUUUGUCCAGUCGACCUUUUAUUUUUUUUCAUACAUAAUGUUUUAUUAGUUAAUACAUGAUCUCAGAUUGUUCGAAAUGUAUUUGGUGAACACACCGCGUAUUUCUAAUGAUGUUUUUCCUCUCAUUUCUUUAUCUAAAAGUAGUCCAUUUUGUUAAUCAAUAUCCUUUUCCUCUCACAGACCUAAAAACAAUACGUAACGUGCAGCAGGAAAUAUGCUUUCUGGGAUUGUCUUGUGCAGGAGAAUACUCAAAUAUGCUUCAAUUGCCCAAACAAAUAAGAGUCCAGUGGUGGCCGACGUUGGAAAAUCCAUGGGUUGAAGACUCUUUGGCUGAUAACGAUCUACUGAAGAGAAAACCAGUGGAUUAUGAAAUUAGUCAAGCAGAAUAUGUAUGGGUAGAGAAAAUUCUGAAGAACACUAAAAUCCCGUUUCCUGAAAAUAUUGUGGCUUCUACUCCUAGUGGCUGGAUACCCCCAAACCCUGAAUUAUCAAAGGAUGUACCUUAUUCUGUCCGAAGGUCGAAAAAUCACAUGCUACCCGUUUAUUACGCAGAGAAACAAAGAAAGAAAAAAGAGCAUACACAUGGGACUCGACAGCUGACGGUCAUUAGACAUGUUGAUGGAGAUAUGCAAGCUCUGGCUAAUGAUCUCCGGACGAUUCUUCAACCGAAAUGUGAAGCUGGACUGUUUCUUUGUCAAGUAGAUGAAGUAACACGUUGUAUAAAAAUUGAAGGGUUAUUCCAAGAAGAGGUGGCUAAAUUUCUUCUCAGUAAGGGGUUUUGA
Molecule: messenger RNA, 1280 nt
Organism: Schistosoma rodhaini
Lineage: Eukaryota; Metazoa; Platyhelminthes; Trematoda; Strigeidida; Schistosomatidae
Source: the annotation of a GenBank genome assembly